AUGACUAAGUUUUUUAAUAACACCAAGAUAGAAGAUAACUCCACAAAAGUUUUAUCCAAAGAAGUAACAAAGGUUGAUUUUUGUUUUACUUACCGGCCGAAUGCUCAUGAGUAUACUAAUAUUCAUAGGCAUAUCGCAGGAAUGGGGCUUUCAAAUGCUCUUUCAGUAGUUAACAACGCUAAAUUAGCAAAAGUAUUUUCGGAGGAGGUUGAUGACUACAAAUUAGAACUGACAGAAAUUAUGAAAAGUGCUAAUAAUGAAAAUAAGGCCAAUGAAGAGUUAAAAAAGCAAAUCACAGAAUUAGAGAAUAAUAAUAACCUCUAG
Molecule: messenger RNA, 324 nt
Organism: Ambispora gerdemannii
Lineage: Eukaryota; Fungi; Glomeromycota; Glomeromycetes; Archaeosporales; Ambisporaceae
Source: the annotation of a GenBank genome assembly